This is a messenger RNA of Opisthorchis viverrini, 2143 nucleotides long. RefSeq lists its product as hypothetical. NCBI's taxonomy places the organism in Eukaryota, Metazoa, Platyhelminthes, Trematoda, Opisthorchiida, Opisthorchiidae. The record is from RefSeq and is a predicted model, not a curated record. Bases 1160 to 1696 code for a protein of 178 amino acids. The transcript is spliced from 4 exons.
CUGAUCGCAGCACGUACAUCCCACAUGAGCGAACCAACCUCUAAAACGAAAUCUCAGCUUCGAGCUGAAAGACGUGCGAUCCAGGUAACACGUUCAUUGUUUUUAAAGUGGUUCAUAGGAGGCUCAAAGGGCGGCAAAAGCUGCUGUCAAAAGUCACCCUGUAGGGUCAAAAAAUGUGAGGCCCGAACCAACUGUUGGUGCAAAAGCAACACAGCUUCGGCUUCCGGAUGUUCCAGAUCUUGUGAGCUUUUCGUUUUCCUUCUCAUUUAUUACAUUGUCAGACUCCAAGCUGUCAGACAGUCCAGAACGUCGAUAAACUGGUUUCGUUGGCUGAUCCUGCGCUGGACGUAAGAGAAGACAGCAAGUUCUCCCUGUUUACUGAUUUAUUUUAUUAGUUGUUGAAUCGCACACAAAACCACCAGUGGAAAAAUAUUUUCCUCAUCUACCUGUCCGAAAACAAGAGUCAAAUCGUGUGCACCUGCUUCGUCAUUUGAAGGAACCAGACAAGCGCAUAGACGUCUUGAGUGGACUUGGGUUGGGAAGUCAGUCGCCCAUCCACCCUGCUUUCCUUGUUCUUGGUGUUGAUCUGGACGAAGGUCGGAUAAGAGGCGCAAAUGAACGCUGUCUGCAUUUCUUAAAAGCGUGCGAAACAUUGGUUCGCGCCCAGAAUCCACCAUCAUCCGGUGAACAGUCGGCCGCAAAUGGCUCUUUCUUCGCACGGAGUUUCGGACCCACCCUGGAACGCCAUGUUACCUUCCUUGAUCAUUGUCGUCCGCUGGCGGUCACUGUGCGAAAUACCUACCAAUACUUGAAGCAUAUUCUUAAUCAGUUGGACUCCCUUGAGGAUUGGGAAGCUUGUCGAUCGCGGCUUCUGUCAGCCAUAGACGAGUUUCGGGAAAACUGUAUCUAUCUAGCUGGCGUGGAAAUUGCCGAACGUGCCAGCGCUUCUAUACGACCAGGUGAAUGUGUCUGCACUUUUGGUUACUCGUCAGUCGUGGCCCGCGUCCUUGAGCGAGCCUGGUAUGGCUCUCAGAAGGUACGCGCGGCACGUCAAGACACUGUGGAUAGCCUCGUUCCUAAACCCACUGGAACGGAUUGCAAGCCCGUACUAUUCAGUGUGAUUGUAGUGGAUAGCAGACCAUAUUUCGAAGGCAGGCGUAUGUUGGCUCGGUUAACCAAAGCCGGUAUACCCUGUGAAUACACGCAUAUUGAUGCACUUCCCUCACUGGUGCACAAGGUUUCCUUAGCUGUGGUCGGUGCACAUGCCUUGUUAAAUAACGGCUACGUUCUUGCGCGCAUUGGUACUGCUCAAGUUGCCAACAUUGUCGCAUCAGUAUCACACGCGCCCACAUUGGUGUGCGCUGAGACGUACAAAUUCUGGGAGCGAGCCCACUCAGAUGCCUUCGAAUACAAUGAACUUGGGGACCCAGACGAUAUUUGGCGUGGUCCUCGCGGUGUGUCAUCUGACCCUAAUGAAGGCCUGCCAGGUUUAGGGCCUACGGGGCUGCCCACAUUCUAUACUGGCCCGAAUCUGCUUGACUGGCGCUCUAAUCCCAAACUGCGUUUGCUUCAUCUCAUGUACGACGUCUUACCACCGGAACUUGUGUCAGCUGUUGUAACAGAAAAGGGGACUCUGCCAACCACCUCGGUACCAGUAGUGCUUCGUGUAAAACAAGCAGCUUCCUAUUCUCUUUAGUGUUUUCUCUGUGUGCCAAAAUGUAUAUUUUUUGACAUUAUUCGCGUUUUAACUUUCUCUCAGCUCUCUGGACGUUUCUAAGCAUGCUACUUGGGUUCAAAAGGAAACUGAAAGCCUAAUGUCUUCCUAUCUUCUUAUCGUAGCUGCAUAUGGAAACACUUUUAUUUCUGCUAUGGACGUGCGAGGUACCUGAUUACUGCUGUCCAAUGCAUGUCUUUAUUUGAUACUAAGUUUUCGCUGAGCUCCUUCAAGUUGUUUAUAUUAAUGCGAAAUAGCUCAUAUUGGAUGCCUUACUUAUCCAAGCACGGAGAUGUUCAGAGUGAUCUGGAAUUGGGGUUGUUAACUUGCUGCACAGGGCCUUCCCAGCCCAACCUGGUGUAUUAUCAUUUCCUAUAAUUCUAGCACAUUCGUGCUAUCUCAUAUCAUGCAAUAUAUGUUCGCGGUAUG